AUGGAGGGGGACUUCGGUCGUCGCCAUUGCGUAUUUGUUUCGUCGGUGGCGCCUGACGCUGGCGUCCACUGCACCUGAGGAGAAGGGGGCAGGGAAGUGCCAAGACUUGCCACAAGUUUGCAGGCACUUUCACUCACACUAAUGGUUGCUUCUUGCUGACCCCCGAUUUUACCGGAUGUGGAACCGAUCCCACGAAAUCUCUGCAACCCGCCUUCGUCGCACAGCCCCUGGAGGAAGCUCCAGGCUCCUCGGGUCCAUUUAUACAGUAGAGACGAGGCCCUUAUACCGAGUGCGACUGUCGGUCCGUGGUCCUCCGACCAGUGGAGGUUGGGAUUCGGAUGAGCCUGCAGGUUCCUACCCAGCUGGCAGCGUCGCGCAUGGACUCGCCAAAGCUCACUUUUUGGCCCCCGGUCUCAUCGCUGCAGAGCCCAAUGACCUUUGAGGAUGUGGCUGUGUACUUCUCCAAGGAGGAGUGGGGGCUCCUUGAUGAGGCUCAGAAGCACCUGUAUCAUGAUGUGAUGCUGGAGAACUUUGAGCUCAUGACCUCGCUUGGUCGUUGGCAUGAAGUGCAAAGCGAGGCUUGUUCCAAGCAGAAUGCUCCUGUAGAAGGGUUGUCCCAGCUCAGGAUCCCCUAUCCUUCCACCCUAAAGACUGAUACCUGUGACAUGUGUGGCCCAUUCAUAAGAGACAUUUUGCAUCUAGAUAAGUAUCAAGGAACACAUGCUGAGGAGACCCCCUGCACAUGUGGAGCACGUGAAAGAGAGUUUUGGUUCAAUGAAAAUCUUCCCCAGUACCAGAAGGAGCACAGUGGAGAGAAGCCCUUCAGGUGGGGCAAAGACAGGGACUCAUUUGUGAAGAGCUCCAUGGUCUACCUGCCAGAGAAGCCCUUCACUUGCAGGGAAGGUGGUAAGGAUGUCUUAGACAGCCAUGACCUCCAUCAGUACCCAGCCAUUGACAGCAGUGGGAAGUCACAUAGGAGCACCAAGUGCAGAGAGUUCUUCCCACACAGUUCCAACCUUGGGCAGCUCCCAGAAGUCCAUAUCACACGGAAGUUCCUCGACUGCAGUGACUAUGGCAAAGCCUUCCAGAAGAACUCGGCCCCCCUUAACCACCUGAACACUCACUCUGAAGAGACAGCAUUUAAAUGCCCAACAGUUAGAAAUUCCUUAGAGGAGAAAUCAAACCUUGUUAAUUACCAAAAAUUUCACACUGGAGAAACAUUUCAUAUAUGUAAAGAGUGUGGGAAGGACCUUAGGUACCCUUGUAAGCUGAGGCAGCACCAGAAAUUUCCCACUGGAAUAAAAUACUAUGAGUGUAGUGACUGUGGGAAAACCUUCAGCCACAAACUUGCACUCCUUCAUCACCAGAAAAUUCACACAGGAGAAAGGCCUUAUGAGUGUAGUGCAUGUGGGAAAACCUUUAAUAACAGGUCACACCUCAGUCAGCAUGAGAAUGUUCACACUGGAGAAAGGCCUUUUGAGUGCAGCAAAUGUGGAAGAGCAUUCAGCCAAAGGUCCAAUUUCCUUCGGCAUCAGGAAGUUCACACCCAGGUAAGACCACAUAAGUGCAAUCAAUGUGGUAAAGCCUUCAGCCGGAGCUCUGCUCUCAUUCAGCACCGGAGGGUUCACACUGGAGAAAGGCCUUUCAAGUGCAGUGAGUGUGGAAGAGCUUUUAACAAUAAUUCCAAUCUUGCUCAGCACCAGAAAGUUCACACUGGAGAACGACCUUUUGAAUGUAGUGAAUGUGGAAGAGACUUUAGCCAAAGGGCUCACCUCCUUCGACAUCAGAAAGUACACACUGGAGAAUGAGAAUGGCCUUUUGAAUGCAGUGAAUGUGGGAAAGCCUUCAGUAAUAGCACCACCCUCAUUCAGCACCGGAAAGUACACACUGGGCAAAGGCCUUACGAAUGCAGCAGAUGCUGGAAAGCCCUCAGCUGCAGCUCCAGCCUGAUGCAGCACUGGAGGAUUCACACUGGAGAAAGGCCUUAUGACUGCAGCGAAUGUGGGAAGGCGUUUGUUCACAGUUCUAGUCUCAUUGAGCACUGGAGGGUUCAUACAAGGGAAAGGCUGUAUGAGUGCAAUGAAUGUGGGAAAUUCUUUAGUCAACACUCUAUUCUCAUUAAACAUCAGAAAGUUUACACUGGAGAAAGGCCUUAUGAGUGCAAUGAAUGUGGGAAAUUCUUUAGCUGAAAGUCCAGCCUUAUUUAUCACUGGAGAGUUCACACUGGAGAAAGGCGUUAUGAGUGCAGUGAGUGAGGGAGAGACUCUAGCAACAACUCUCAGCCGGUUCGUCACAGAGUUCACACACAAGAAAGGCCAUAUGAGUGCAACCAAUGUGGGAAAGCUUUUAGUGAAAGGUUCACACUUGUUUAACACCAGGUAGUUCAUACCAGAGAAAGGACUUAUGAGUGUGGCCACUGUGGGAAAAUCUUUAGCUGCCUCUGUAGCCUUGCUCAGCAUAAAAAGAUUCAUACUUGAGUGGAGUCUUAUAGACACAGACUUUGUGAGAGAGUCUUCAUUCAGGUCAGACUUCAUCCAGUAGAACUCCUGCAGAGAAAUUACCUGCAUGUACCACCGAUGUGGAGAAGCCUUCUGAAACUGCUCUCUUUUCCAAGCAGCCUAGGGACCCAGGCAGAGCUAUGUGCCCUGGAGCCCCUGUCCAGCCUGCCUGGAUCCAGACAUUUGCAGCAGUCACCUGCAUAUGCAUGGAGAAAACAGCUUCCUGUGCCUUCUCCCCUAUCCUGGAGCAGAUCAGGAUUGUUUUGGGCCCAUUGGAUGGUUUCAUUCUCAUUGCCUCUUGAGAGUGCUCUGGAAUGAACUGACCCCAUGCUGGUUGAGGGGUCUUGUGGGAUGUCCAGUUUGGGCUUCUUGGGGAAGAUGCACGUUCCCCAUGGGUGGAUGGUAUUCAACUGAAAAUAUUCACAGCAGUUCACGUUGAUUCUGGUGUUAAUAGUCACAACUGCCACCAAUUUGUUUUAUUUUAUGAAACUGACAUUGUGUCCAGUCACCAUGAGGACUGUCUUCAUCUAUGAGAGUCACAACAAAUUGCUUUGGUUCCUUAGGUGAUGUUAUGGACUGAAGGUUUGUACACACACACCCAAGAAUUCAUUGGUUUAAGCCCUAACCCUCUCUGUGAUAGUAUCAGGAGAUGGGGCCCUUGGGAGCUAAUUAGGUUCAGAUGAGAUCAUAAGGAUGGGACUCUAUGAUGGGAUUAGUGUCCUUGUAAGAAGUCAAGAGAGCCCUAACUGGUGUGGCUAAGUGGGUGGAGCAUCACCUUGCAAAUUGAAAGGUCACUGGUUUGAUUCCCAGUCAGGGCAUGUGCCAGGGUUGCAGGCCUGCUCCCCAGUUGGGGCGUGCAAGAGGUAACUGAUUGGUGCUUCUUUCUCAUAUUCAAUGUCUCUUCCCCCUUCUCCUUUCCCCUCUAAAUAAAAAAAUAACAUCUUUUUUUUAAAAAAAGGCAAAAGAUACCAGAGCUGCUUCUCCUCAUCUUGUGAAGAUGACAAAAUAAUGACCAUCCACAAGCAAGGAGGAAGGCAAGAAACACAUUAUUGCUCGAUUCCAAUAUCAGUGAACCCUUGAGCUCUUGUUGGUAUAUUGCCAAGUCUUUUAAUUUUUAUUUAUUGACUUUAAAGAGGGAGGAGGAGAACAGCAUGGUUCCACUUACUUAUGCAUUCAUUGGUUGACUCAUACAUGUGCUCUGCCCAGGAAUCGAACCCGCAACCUUGGCUCAUCAGGACAAUGGUCCAACCAAGAUACCCAGCCAGGACUGUUCCUAAGUCUCUAACAACACAAAUGUAGCCCUGAUUUCAAAUAUGCAGACAUCUAUGAAGACAAGCAGGUGCAGGAGGGUUAGUGUCCAGCCUAACAUCAUGGUAUAGAAGAUAGAAAGGGAGAAAACUCCAAACUGGACAGUGAGUGAAAGAACUCAUGAAGAGGGGACAUUUUGGCCAAGUUGUUGAAGGGGUUUUAGUGGGAGAGGCAGGACUAGGGUGGAGCAGGCAUCUCUGACAAGUUGGGGUCACAAAACAAAGGACCAGGAGCUGCUGGGUAGAUCCUGGAAGAGCUUCCAUGGACUGCUGGAGCUGGCUUGCCAGGUGAGCUUGAGCCAACAUGAUGGAAUGACUGACUCCUGCCCAAACUGGUACCCUGAGCAUGUCAAAGGGUCAGAGCCACUGGGCUUUGUUCCAGAUACCCCAGCAUCAACAGGGAAACUACUUUCCACCCACACCCCCAUUAGGUUGGCUGCUAUGUAUGGAGCCCCAGCAAGAGACCAGAAAGCAGAUUUAGGGCAAGUGCCAAGGACCCCUCACCCAGGUGCGGGGCCAUCCUAUGAGAUCUAGCCAAAGCUACCCACCCCCACUUGUUUAGAGACCUGAACCCUGCCUGGCUUGGCUUGACUUUGCUCUCACACAAACCCUCGUGUGGGUGUGGGAGACAGACAGUUCUUACACUCAGGAAAGAGGGCCUGAGCGGAUGAAAGAUGGGCAUACGUUUUAUGGUGCUGGGGAGAAUUUGAGCAGGCUGACCAAAAACUCUCUACUGCAAGCCCUACUGAAGUUGUCCGCGGUAUGGUCAUCACCCCUUCAGCCAUCAGGAUGGGCGGGAAGAAUCAGCACAGCUAGAGGCAGCAGCGGUGGUUCCCAGCCCCAGUACAUGGUAGGAUGAGCACUGCAGCCCACAGCCCCUCAUGUUGGGUCCCCGGCUCUCUCCAAACACAAUUCCUUCUAAUGUUUUUUCUUUUCUUUUUUUGACAAACCCUGCUGCUAAUGUUUUUGUUUUGACAGACAAACCCUGCCUCAGGUUUAUUUGCACAAACACCACAGGAGGACCCCAGCCUCAAGGGUGCACCAGUCCUUCUGUCCUCACGUCGGCAGACAGAGGCCUCUACUAUGGAGCCUUUACAGGGGCCUGGGCACCUUUGGGACCCUGAGACUGAGCCUGAGCUGGACCCUGACCCAUGGCUGCAUCUGCAGCCUGGGGCAUGGUUUGGGCCUUGGCCUUUGAUCAGCAGAGCCAGAGACCUUUGGUGUGUGGGCACAAGCAUGCUUUCUGAGCUUGGGAUGAGCAAUGUAAGCAAGUUGACUGAGCUUGUGGCUGCUGCCCCUUGGGAUCUUUGCCUUGACUUUGGACUUGACCAGAGCCUUGAUAGCCUCAGCAUGUGUGCUCAUGGCCUCGGUGUUGUUGGCCUGCAUCUUCUUCGGGCCCUUGUGCUUUUUGGCAAAGCACAUGUUCCUCAGGAACUUGGAGUCUAUCCCCUUGAGAAAUUCAUAUCUUUGUAAUCAGAGUUUCUUGAUGCCAUUUCUGUGCCAUUUUUGGGACUGGAUGUACAUGGUGUGGUUCUUGGACUUAGCCAUCUCUGUACCCACACCCACGGCUCUUGAAGCACCUGGGACCGGAAGAGAAAGAGCUCCUGCUAACGUUCUUGACAGGAAGCAGUUUCAGGGCCAGGGACACAGCUACAGGCAACAUACAAAUUUUGCUUAACUGACAUUUCAUUUACCUUGUGGGAAAAGUUUCCAACAUUUUUUAAAUCAAAAGGUCCCACAAACCACAGGAUCAACCACUUCUCCCUUGAGCCCAGGGACAGUGGCAGCAAAAACAUUGCAGGCCAUGGUGGGCAGAUACCAGGAACAGUGGCUGGGUCCCUAGAGCCACAUCCCAGGACACUGAGAGAUGGCCUUGAGGUGAACAUGCACAGAGGUUAGAGAAUCCAGAAGACGGGUAGAUAACUGGUUGAGAGUGACCUUGGCCACAGAUGACAGGUCUGUAAUCCCAAGAAUUUCUGUGACCCUCAGCCCCUGAAAUCGCAGCUGCCGGAGCAUUUGUGGAGGCCUCUCUAGAACCUGGCUCAGACUUGCUAGUGUACCAGGCUCCCCACGCAUUACUGCAGGGUUUCUGUGCCCACUUGUCUUCUAAUAGGCCCCUGCAGGUCUUAUGGUUAGUCUACAACUUACUCCACAUUCUAGAUUUCAGAGGACACAGCUGCUGAGCUGACUCUGGAAACAGCUUCCUCUGAACAGUGCUGGAGAUUCAGGAACAUUCCCUGAGAACAAGAGCCCUGGCUCAUGUCCUCAGACACAUGGGGCAUCUAAUGCCAACUUUUCAAAGAAUUUUUUUUAGAGAGACAGGAAUGGAGGGAGAAAGAGGGGGAGGAACAAUGUGCAAGAGAUACAUCAUCAGUUGCCUCACCCCUCCAACUGGGGAUGUGGCCCACAACUCAGGCAUGUCCCUGACUGGAAAUCGAACUGGCAACUUUUCAGUUCACAGGCCAGCUCUCAAUCCACUGAACCACACCAGCAAGCUCCCAACUCUCUGAUCUUGACCCACCAAUAAACCUGACACCCAGACUACAUGAUUCACCCACCAAGCCUUUCAGUCUCUCCCUGCAGGUCUCAGGCACCAAUGCAAGUGACACCGUCCUCAGCUAGAACUGU
Messenger RNA from Phyllostomus hastatus (greater spear-nosed bat), 6433 nucleotides. It is a transcript of the gene ZNF132, whose product is annotated as zinc finger protein 132. The record is from RefSeq and is a predicted model, not a curated record. Gene Ontology annotation, cellular component: nucleus. Gene Ontology annotation, biological process: regulation of transcription by RNA polymerase II. Gene Ontology annotation, molecular function: DNA-binding transcription factor activity, RNA polymerase II-specific; RNA polymerase II transcription regulatory region sequence-specific DNA binding. NCBI's taxonomy places the organism in Eukaryota, Metazoa, Chordata, Mammalia, Chiroptera, Phyllostomidae.